Molecule: messenger RNA, 1104 nt
Organism: Akanthomyces muscarius
Lineage: Eukaryota; Fungi; Ascomycota; Sordariomycetes; Hypocreales; Cordycipitaceae
Exons: 2
Coding region: 1-1104 (367 amino acids)
Biological process (GO): protein N-linked glycosylation
Cellular component (GO): mannan polymerase complex
Molecular function (GO): alpha-1,6-mannosyltransferase activity
Source: RefSeq, a predicted model, not a curated record
AUGUUGAAUUUACGUCGGGCCCUUAUUGCGGCGGCAUUUCUGUUGACCGUCUUCUUCCUCGUGUCCCAGUCGCACCGAUCGUCAGCCUCAUCAAGCACCUUUGCUACUGGACAAGCGGCCACGACUGCGACGGGCUCAAGCGACUCCUUGACUGGCCCUGUCACGCAGCCAGGCAGUCGUGUAGCCGCCCAGAAGCCACUGGUUGACAUGUCGCACAUGUCAACCAUUGACAAGCUCUCUUACACCUAUCCUUACGAUAUCGAGAGGAAAUUUCCUGCCUACAUCUGGCAAACAUGGAAGUACACGCCUGCCGACGGCGAAUUCGAUUUUCGCGACCAAGAGGCUUCAUGGACCGUUUUGCACCCUGGCUUUGUUCACGAAGUCAUCACCGACUCGGUUGCUCUUAGCCUGCUACGCAUGCUCUAUGCAUCGGUUCCCGAAGUCCUUGAGGCGUACGAGGCCCUCCCUUUACCGGUCCUCAAGGCAGACUUCUUCCGCUACCUCAUCCUCUUUGCCCGUGGCGGCAUCUACUCCGACAUUGAUACCUUUGCUCUCCAGAGCGCUGACGUCUGGAUCCCCAAAGCCAUAUCUCGCGAGAGUGUCGGAAUGGUGAUUGGCAUCGAGGCUGAUCCGGAUCGUGAGGAUUGGGCCGAUUGGUACAGCCGCCGCAUUCAAUUUUGCCAGUGGACCAUCCAGAGCAAGCCCGGCCACCCUAUUCUGCGCGAUACCAUUGCGCGCAUUACAAAUGCUACUCUUGGUCUCAAGGCCAAUGGCAAGCUAAGCAGCAUGCACGGCAGUGAAGGCGUUGUCGAUUUGACUGGCCCUGCCAUUUGGACCGACACCAUCAUGGACUACUUCAACGACCCUCGCUUCUUUGACAUGGCUGCGACCCCUGGCAAGAUUGACUUCCACAACUUUACUGGCAUGGAAGUCAGCAAGCGGGUCGGCGAUGUCGUCGUGCUUCCCAUUACUGGCUUUUCUCCCGGUGUCCAGCAGAUGGGUGCCAAGGAUUAUGACGACCCCCAGGCGUUUGUUAAGCAUGAUUUUGAGGGAUCUUGGAAACCCGAAGAACAGCGACACAUUGGCGAGACACAGGACUCAUAG